AAAGAAGGAAGUUCAUAUUUACACGGAACGACCGCCGCCGACAGCGUCUUCUCCGAUUUCUCUGCAAUUUCUCGCUCCCGAUCCAGCGCCCACGCCAACCUCAUCAGAAGUCUCCUCCGCCUGCAAUCCCACGCCAACCUGUCCCACACCACCGCCUGCCUUCGCCUCCCCCCGCUGAGAGGAGAGCACGGCCAGCCAACCUCCAGAGACCUCCCCCGACGCCUGCCCCAACGUCCGGAUCGAAGCAACUGGUCUUGGCGGCGGCGGGAUUGCUCUGGGCGGCGAAAGGAGGCAAGCUGCAGAGGAGGGCGACGGGAAGGGAAGAGGUUGGACAUGACUCAUAUGUUCCCAAAUGAAGGUGCCUCAUCCAGCUCAACCUCUAUGAGCAGCCAGAAGAGUGAGACAGAUGAUGACAAGAUGAUUGCAAUGGUCCUUGAAGAAGAAUAUGCCAAGCUAGAUGGUGCUAUGGCCAAGCGUCUUUCAAAUUUAACAUCUAUUCCCCAUGUGCCCCGGAUUAAUACAUACUUCCCGACGUAUAGUGAUGCCACUAUGGAUCAUCACCGCCUUCAUGACAGGUUAAAUGCAUAUGGCCUGUUUGAAGUGAGGGUAUCAGGCGAUGGCAAUUGUCAGUUCCGUGCACUCUCAGACCAGCUAUAUCGAUCACCCGAGUAUCACAAGCACGUUCGGAAAGAGAUAGUGAAGCAGCUCAAGGCAUGUAACUCCUUAUACGAAGGUCAUGUCCCAAUGAGAUAUAAGCAUUAUUGCAAGAAGAUGAAAAAAUCUGGUGAAUGGGGAGACCAUGUCACACUGCAAGCAGCUGCUGAUAAGUUUGCUGCGAAAAUAUGCCUUCUAACAUCAUUCAGAGACACCUGUUUUGUUGAAAUUGUUCCACAGUAUCAGGCUCCACAGAGAGAGCUUUGGCUAAGUUUCUGGUCUGAAAUUCACUACAACUCCUUGUAUGAUGCUCGAGAUAUCCCUAGCAAAUACAAGCCUAGAAAGAAGCACUGGUUGUUUUAGAUUCGCCUGUUCCUACAGACUUGGUUUUUAUUAUAUGGCCGCUGCUGUCUGGCGGAAUGCUGCUGCUUAGGAGACACUACCCGACUUUCUCCACUGAAGGUCUGAAAAUUGGUCCGUUGAGUGCACUUACUGGUGCAGUACUAUACAGCAUAGACUCAUAUCACUUAAUUUUAGGUUCAUUCCUUGUGAAUAGAUACAGGUACUGACAUAAAGGUUGAUUGUACACAUAUAUGUUUGUUCAUUGUUAUAUUUUUCAAUUUUAUUGUUCUACACUGAUACUA
Brachypodium distachyon (stiff brome) is the source of this 1298-nucleotide messenger RNA. RefSeq names its product OTU domain-containing protein DDB_G0284757. NCBI's taxonomy places the organism in Eukaryota, Viridiplantae, Streptophyta, Magnoliopsida, Poales, Poaceae. The coding region runs from base 334 to 1017 and encodes 227 amino acids. Gene Ontology annotation, biological process: protein deubiquitination. The record is from RefSeq and is a predicted model, not a curated record. The transcript has 10 exons. Gene Ontology annotation, molecular function: cysteine-type deubiquitinase activity.